AUGCCUCGCCUUGGAGAGGGAGAGAAGUCGAUAGUUCGCAAUGUUUACGCCUUCUUUCAGUUGGAGAAGUCAGGUGGUCGUCGUGAUCGUGGUGCUGCUAAAUCGCUGGCCGUCCGAACAGCCAUGGCGUGCAAAAUUACAACGGCGGCUGUCAACCAUCUUCGUCGAGUAUCUGGUACGAAGCAGGGUAAAGCUACGAAGCAGGGUAAAGCUCGUGGCCGCCCUAAAGUUGUUGUGGACGAGUUCACGAGGAGCGUCAUCCGGGGGAAAGUCCAUGGAUUCUACUCCAAGCGUGAGCACCCCACUGUGGACAAAGUGUUUGCUCUGUGCAAGGAAGACAAAGACUUUCCAAAAAUGUCACGAACGACAUUCUGGAGAGUUCUGAAGUCGAUUCGCUUUCACUAUGUGCAGACGAAGGGGAACACUCAGAUAAUGAUGGAGCGGACUGAUAUUGUUGCUUGGCGUCAUCGCUUCCUGCGUCGGAUCAGGCAAAUUCGUCGGGAAGGCAGACCAAUUGUUUACCUGGAUGAAACCUGGAUCAAUGCCCAUCAUACUGUUUCUAGGAAAUGGUAUCUGAAAGAUGCAGCAGGAGGUGACAAGCAACCCCAUGAAGCUCCGUCUGGGAAGGGCAAGCGUCUCAUAAUCUUGCACGCUGGUUGGAAAGGUGGCUUUCUACCAGGGUGUGAGUUGGUGUUUGUGGGAAACACCAAAUCUCAUGAUUACCAUGAUGAGAUGAACGCGAAGCACUUCGAAGAGUGGUGGACGCAGAAGCUACUGCCUUCAAUUCAACAACAUCUACCGGCAGGUGCGGUCAUUGUCAUGGACAAUGCACCGUACCAUACGCGGAAGACGCAGGCAUCCAAGUGCCCCACCACAUCGUCGCGGAAAGCGGAGAUCCAAGAGUGGUUGAGCCAGCGUGCUAUCCAUUGGACUCCGGACAUGGUGAAGAAGGAGCUUCUUGAUUUAGUUAAGUUGAAUAAGCCUAGUCCUAAAUAUGUGUGCGAUGAGGAAGCUGAAAAGCAAGGGAUUGAUGUCCUUCGCCUUCCUCCUUAUCAUUGCAUUUUCAAUCCUAUUGAGUUAGUAUGGGCUCGGCUUAAGGGGAAUGUAGCCAAUAUCAACAAAACGUACAAGAUAGGUGACGUACAGGAGCAUGUUCACAAUGCGUUUGCAAGUCUGAAACCUGAAUUGUGGCCAAAUUGUUGCCGACAUUGUGACGAACUUGUUGAUCAAUCAUGGGUUAAUGACGGUUUGCAAGAUGAGAUGAUAGAUAAGAUCAUCAUUGAACUAGGUGAUAGUGACGAUAGUGACGAUAGUGAUGAUGACGACGGAGAUGACGACGAAGACCUUGUCCAUGAAGAUGACGACGAUGAUGAUGAUGAUGAUGCUAAUGAUGAUGCAGGAAGCAAGAUUGUGGGUGGGUGGCUAUGA
Molecule: messenger RNA, 1428 nt
Organism: Sycon ciliatum
Lineage: Eukaryota; Metazoa; Porifera; Calcarea; Leucosolenida; Sycettidae
Exons: 4
Coding region: 1-1428 (475 amino acids)
Molecular function (GO): nucleic acid binding
Source: RefSeq, a predicted model, not a curated record